Molecule: messenger RNA, 3208 nt
Organism: Paralichthys olivaceus (Japanese flounder)
Lineage: Eukaryota; Metazoa; Chordata; Actinopteri; Pleuronectiformes; Paralichthyidae
Gene: dus1l
Product: dihydrouridine synthase 1-like (S. cerevisiae)
Molecular function (GO): tRNA dihydrouridine synthase activity
Source: RefSeq, a predicted model, not a curated record
AGGCUGGCGCAAAUUCCAACAGAAGAGGAAGAAGGACGCCACUACAGCUUGUGGGUAAUUUACGGAGUGUGGUGUGGUAAGCGUGGACGAGUGUGGACGAGCGAGGACCCUGCGUGGACCCUGCGUGGACUCACAGAGUGUCCUCUCGAGGCCGCGCGUGGACUUGAUGUAUUGAACAGUGGGACAGCGCUCAUCACGCACGCACUCUCCGGGAACGCGCCCUUUGGUUCAGCACGCGUGCGGCACAGUGUGGACCCGGAGCUCACAGUGAUACAGUGAAGUCAGCUGUGAUGGCCAAACUCCAGGGCUUUGAGUUCUGGAGUAAGACCCUGAACGAAGCACGCUUUGUGGUGGCCCCCAUGGUGGACCAGAGCGAGCUGGCCUGGCGCCUGCUGAGCCGCCGUCAUGGUGCCCAGCUCUGCUACACCCCCAUGCUGCACGCUCAGGUGUUUGUGCGUGACGCCAACUACAGGCGAGAGAAUCUCUACAGUGAGGUUUGCAAGGAGGACAGACCUCUCAUCACACAGUUUUGUGCCAAUGAUCCAGAAGUGUUCCUCGAGGCGGCCCUACUAGCCCAGGACUACUGCGACGCCAUCGACCUCAACCUGGGCUGUCCACAGAUGAUAGCAAAGAGAGGGCACUAUGGAGUCUUCUUACAAGAUGAAUGGGAGCUGUUGGAGAAAAUGAUCAGGUUAGCCAAUGAGAAGCUCUCGGUGCCCAUCACAUGUAAGAUCCGUGUGUUCAAGGAGAUGGAAAGGACGGUGUCGUACGCCCAGAUGCUGGAGAAAGCUGGAUGUCAGCUGCUCACAAUACAUGGCAGAACCAAAGACCAGAAAGGAGCCAUGACGGGUAUCGCUAACUGGGAGCACAUCAAGGCAGUGCGGAAGGCAGUUAAUAUUCCAGUGUUUGCUAAUGGAAACAUUCAGCACCUGAGUGAUGUGGAGCGCUGCAUUCAGGAGACGGGGGUUCAGGGUGUUAUGAGCGCAGAGGGGAACCUCCAUAACCCUGCACUGUUUGAGGGCCACAGCCCUCCAGUGUGGGAGAUGGCUGAGGAGUAUCUGGAGCUGGUGAAGCAGUAUCCUCCCUGCACUCUGUCCUAUGUACGAGCCCACCUCUUCAAGCUGUGGCACCACACGCUACAGAUACACCAGGACCUGAGGGAGGAGUUGGCCAAGGUGAAGAACCUCGAAAGUUUGGCCGAUGUCAGCAAAAAGCUGAGGCUGCGCUGCCAGGAGGAGAUAGCCAAAGGAAAGGACGUGGAAGAGAAGGAGGGCAGCCUGCCCUUCCCCCACUGGAUCUGCCAGCCAUACGUUAGACCAGUGCCAAAGGAGCCAGUUGCCAAUGGCAACAGCAAGGGUUCAGAGGUAAAGAAGACAGUUUGUCAGAAAAGAGCGCUGGAGGACACUGAUGGGUCCUCUGACACACUCUCCAAAAACAAGCAGAAAAAGAGAUCCCGCAACCCCAAGAAGAACUUCUGUCCCGAGCAGAAACCCAAGUACAUCAAAUGUGAACAGUGUGGCAACCCAAAGGGAAAUAAAUGUGUUUUCAACCUGUGUCGAGGCUGCUGUAAGAAAAAGGCCUACAAGGAGGUGGCAGACUGUCCAAGUCAUGGGCUGAGGUUCAAGACCAAGGCGGAGAAACAGAAAGCUGACGAGGAAAAUGGGAAGGACGCCUCAGAGACGGAGAGAAGCCGCAGCUCCCCUGAGCCUGUUCUACCGCCAAGUACAGAGCAGCAAGAGCAGUCACAGGCACAUCUACCGCAAUGAGCAGGACUCAAGCUAUCUCUACAUGCACAGAGCGAUUCUGAGGUGUCACAUGUAGAAGUCUUAAGUUCAGAUGUUCAUCAUCUGUUGUGUGUUCUUACUUAGAUCUACCUUGCUGGCGAUGUGCAUGUAGAGGUACGCAACGAUAAGUCUCACAAUUAUUCUCCAGGACUUUCUUGACCGGACUGAUGGUGAAAUAGAGAAACUGAUCAAUAGACCAAAACCAUGAAGUAAAGGAAUAUUUUUUUAUUGGACGUGGAUUUCCAGGACAAUAAUUAGCUUGGUAUUUUUUGGAAGGUUGGGAGGUUUCCUCAUCAAAACGAAUGAAUUCUCUACCAGCUGUCAUUUUAUUUUUUAAGUUGGAUUUUAUGUGGAUAAUGUUUGGACUUUAUUUUGGCCAAAUCUGUUACUAAGCCACCAAAGAUUCAGUAACUUUCAGGCUGAUGGAAUUCUUUUAUUGAUUUCAUUUAAGGUUAUGAAUGUGGUUGCAUCUUCAACUAUUUAUUUGGGGUUUUAGGUUUGCCUGUAGUGCUUUGACCAUAUGUGCCUUUGGAUGUGAAAUACCACUGCCUAUUCAGAUAAGAACUUCCGCUUGUGAGAACACCAUCUGGUGCUGUGCAGGACGAGCUCAGUGACUCCACAGUCCUGUAGCUGCUAUGAACACUAUAAUAUUUUUGGCAAAGGUUUUUCUUUCUUUUUUUAGAUAUACAUUUCUCUUGUAAGGCUGAUGAAAAGACUGGUGUUGUCAGUAUGGACAAUAUGUACAUAGACAGAAAAUAUAUAAAAGUAGCAUCAGUCUAUUUGUCAUACUCUGGACAAAGAGUAUUUCCCAAAUUGUGAAACUCUCCCUAUAACUGAAUUUGUCAGAUAUGUAAGACUCAUUCCCCAAAUCUUCUGUAUGAUGUUCUUAAAACGUGUUGGGGGAAGGAAGUAAAUCCUUUUUUUUUCAAUGCUUUUAAUUAAACAUCGCCGUCAUAAAGUUUCAGUAUUACUGACUAAGCUUCAUCUUUCUGGUGGUACCAGUCUUUUCACUGAGCUGUCGGCAAGAUCUGUCAAGAAAAGUCAUUCCUUAACUUACAAUGUCAACCUAAAAUCUCAUGUUCCAAGAUCCAUCCAACAAAUCAUGAAUCUACUUGAGAGUUGCUGUUGCCUGAUGAAACGUAACUAUAACAUUUGAGCUGGUUAAGUCUGGUUGGACCAGAUUGCAGCGGAGGAGGCUGCCGUUCUUCAAACACGAGUAAAUGUAAACCUCUGAAGUUUCCAACAGAAGAUGAUGUUUGAAAAAGUAAACUGGUAAAAAAAAAAUGUUUCAAGAAAGACACUCGGUGAAAUGUGCUCAAUAGUUUUUUUCAUAAUCUUGCUGACAGAGAAAAACAACAAUGAAAAUAUAACCUAUUUGGUGGAAGUUUUUGGAUAAAUAAAAAAAUGCUCCAGCAACACACAAC